Molecule: messenger RNA, 210 nt
Organism: Spodoptera exigua (beet armyworm)
Lineage: Eukaryota; Metazoa; Arthropoda; Insecta; Lepidoptera; Noctuidae
Source: the annotation of a GenBank genome assembly
AUGUUGGCGGAUGGUGAAGUUGUUGGCGAUGGGUCGUGGAACCUCACGAUCUACGUGACGGACUUGGACGAGAAGAGGACUAUGGUCGUGAAGGGAGACAUGCAUAUUGGAGGGGUUAUGCUAAAACUGACAGAAAGCUUCGUUUUGUCUGGCUCGUUCACAUCGUCCGAGGAUAUCGUUACAUCUACGGUUUAUGGAGAUGUGAAAUGA